Labrus bergylta (ballan wrasse) is the source of this 5538-nucleotide messenger RNA. NCBI's taxonomy places the organism in Eukaryota, Metazoa, Chordata, Actinopteri, Labriformes, Labridae. The record is from RefSeq and is a predicted model, not a curated record.
CUGUCUCUGUGUGUGUGUGUGUGUGUGUGUGUGUGUGUGUGUGCUCAUGCGUACAUGUCAAGUGUGGCGUGGUCUGCACAAAGAGGCGGAGACAAACAAAAGCAGGAUGUGAUACAGCAGGACUCCACUUCCUCCCUCCCUCCAGUGGAAUCAGCAUAAAGUGCAGAGAGCGCCACCUCUUGACCAAUAUAAUUCAUAACAAGGGCAUGCUGGUAAAAUUCCAUUCACACAGAUAAGGACCAUUCAAGUGCAGACAGGCUACAGUCAAAUGAUUUGAUAAGAUCCCAAGGAGCCUUUAAUGUGCUUUUUUUAAAAAUUCAAGUCAUGUGUGGUUGGAGAAGGAGAAGUCAGGGAGCGGUGUGCUGUGCAGAUUUGAAAAGAGGAUUCUUUUUUUUUAAGUGUUCACUGAAGGCGAAACUGGACCCCACCCAUUUGUACACACACAUCCAUAGAUGUAACACACACUGAGAGGGAGGCGGGAGGGGUCCACAAAAUCCACUUUAAAACAACCAGAGCAGAGCAAACAACAUUCACAAAAACCUGAAAGUCCAAAACUCCUUCAGCCAGCACUCUUUAAAAAGAAAAGUUAAACAUUAACGCUGCUAAAAGCCUCCUGGCAGCUCCGACUUCCAUCUGAGGUUUUAAAAGCUGCCGGUUGAAGACCGAGAAGACACUGUAUCAGUUUUCCCUCAGGACUUUAUUGGCCUCAGCUGCAUGAAUCUUAAAAGCAAAUCUUCAAUAUGUGAUUAGGAGGAUGAUGUCAUACCUCAGGUUACGUAAUGGCACCCUGCUCAUCUUCAUACAGCUCAGAGGUAUUCAGGCGUGGAUAACGGGAUGUGGGGCUGCUAUUAAAUGUGCUUCACUGAAUAAUCAGGUGAUUUUAAUGUCCUCUAGUCGAGUUUAUGUUUAAUUUAUGGACAGCACUUUUCAUUCACAGUCACUGGAAACUAACUUAACAAACUAGCAAUCUGUAAAGACCUCACGACAGAUGUCGUUCCUUUAUUGGCAGGUUCAUUUAAUGUGAAGUCUCUUCUAAGGGACCGUGUGAAAAUCUUGGGGUGAGUGGGCGGGGUUUGAGAGUAAACUUUAUCUGAUUAAAUGCCACAGCUUCCCAAAGUAAAUAUUUGGUGCUUUUCUUUGACGUGAAUGUGUAUGUUUGGGGUUUUUUACUUUUCAGUCAUAUUUUGGUGUCAUUAAUAUUCAUGAUGUUUUUAGGGUUUGACAGAAAUUUAGAGCAAAAGUGAAGUAGAACUUUUAAAGACUGAGUUUUUAUGAGGGAUCUUGAUAUUAAAUUCUUCAUACUUUGCCUUUUAAGUUUGUUUUGUUGGGACGCUGGUAGUAGAGAAUCAAAAAGGGAGGCCUCUGUUUCUUCAAAUGCGAUCCCCGUUGCGAUCAUUUCCACUCAGUCCCUAAACUAAACUGAGAUUAUGCUGUCAUAUUCAGUGACAUAACUUUGGAAGAUGCAUUUUAAAUGAAUACAUUUGUAGUUUUUCAACCACCCAGACUUUAACUUUAUUUUCAUCCCCACACGUUUCUCUCAAGUUUGUGAUUAUAUCAAAGUGUGUCAUUGGCUCUAAGGACAUAAUUACAGCUACAGGAGCUGCAGACUGCUCCAGUCUACUGCAGUGGUUUUGGUGCACGGAAACAGUUCUUGUCUUUGCUCCACAACCCUGAAUUAACCUAAACACUCACUUAUCUUCCUCCUUCAAAACAUGCUAUUACACAACAGCUGGACGACCUGCCUCAUCUUGUUGUGAGAUACCUUACAGUCCUGUGCUCUUGUAUGUAAGGUCUGCAUGUUUCUGCACGUCAAAUCUAAACACCCCAUAUGUUGUGCAAAUCCUGCGUUAGUAUCACCGGGAUUCUCAAAAAAAAGGGAAAGCACAUUCAUAAUCAUGCAGGUUAAUCCAUAAUCAUUCCUGAAAUCAUCUAUCUGUCCGUUACUUUAAUCCCUCGGAUUGUGGACUACGCCCUGUAGCUCUUGCAUUGCUUUGAUACAGAUGUUAAUCCAGCUUUGUUUUUUUCACAAAAGGGGAGCUGUGAAAACAAACAAGACAUAAAAACAGGUUUCUGCGAUGGCAAUAACCUGCAAAGCUGAAUGCACACACCUGCAUCAAAUGGGUACAGAACGAGCUAAUCCUCUGGACAAAUCUGGGAAUAAAAGCUCUUUUGUAAGGCACCAUGAUUGUGUUACAAGAACAGAUGUAAAACAACACAAAGUACUGCAGAGAUGAUUAUAUACUCAGGACACUACCUUCACUCUGAUUGUAUUACCUAUAAAAUGUUUAUAUAUAUAUGAAAAAAUAUAACUGUAAAAUGUUCUGCAGGUUUUUGUUGGUAAGUACGUGCAGUUCCUUACAAAUGAACAUCAAGCAAGCUCUGCAUACAUGUGGACUGACUUUAUUGGGCAACAGCACCAUCUAGCGGCGGCUUCCGGCAACUUCUUGUUUUUUGUUUUUUAGGCGGAUCAAAGAUGGCUACCUCCGUGUUGACGUUGUGAGCUUCUUUUGGGGUGCCAAACAUGAGUGAUUUCAGGUAAUAUGGAUGCAAAAGAAAUAGUCCACUUUGCCCUCCAGAUGGAGAAAUCCAGUGCAGACAGAAGCUAUGGGAACGUCUUGACCGUCCUCGCUGACCUCGAUAAGAUUCACAUCACAGCAGAGCAGCUGGAGACGACAGACAUUGUUAAAGUUCUCUACAGGCUCCUGAAAAGCUGCCCUGAUGGGAACAUUAAGAAGACAGUGAAGGGCUUGUUGGCCAAGUGGAAGAGACAAUAUGGAAGAGGUGUGAAAUGUACAGAUGAGUGGAAGGCUUCUGAACGGGAUUCUUCUGCUCACAAAACUGUGGAGAGAGAAGUAUCCAAGCAAGGAGAACAAUCUGAAGAGGGAAAAGAUGGUGGCCGCAGCCUUUGUUUUGCUUCAGAAUGCAGCUCUGCGUCUCCCUCCAUAUCUUCUUUAAGGUCUAAAUGUGUCCAGCUCCUCCUCGACGCUCUCUCCAAAGAACUUCCAAAUCAAGAAAAAGCCGUCAUGGCCGAAAACAUCGAAAAGCAAAUCCACGAGCUUCACAAAUCCAGCGACGUCAAAUACAAAGCCUGUGUCAGAAGCAAGGUCGCUAAUCUGAGGAAUCCUAAAAACAUCCAUUUGCAGCAGGAGCUGUUGAACGGCGCACUCUCGCCCGGGGCCUUCGCCCGGAUGUCCGCGGAGGAAAUGGCGAGCCCGGAGCUCCGUCAGCUCAGGGAGGCGUACUCAUCGCGCGCCGUUAGUGAGAGGCAGCUCCCUCAGGGGGUAGAAGGGACAAAGACACAGAAGGUCAGGUGUAAAAAAUGUGGGGGGACAGACUGCACGGUGACGCAGGUGUCCAGGGGGGCCCUCUUUCUGCCCGUGUGGGUUCGGAGGGGCGGCCCUGACGACGACGCGAUGACUUUUGUGACCUGCGGUGAAUGUGGACAGCAGUGGUACCACAGCGGCUGGGUCUGCCUCUAAAGCCAGAACAAUCAGUCGGACACAAUCAAAACUGGUGAAAAGUGUGCAAAUCCCCAUAUAAGGCUCUUGUAUUGCUUUAAAUAUUUUUACAUAUUUUAUGCUGAAUAGUUUUCUGUCUUUAUAACUAAAUUACUGACAACUUGUCUCGACCACUGUGUGUAAUAUUGUGUGGAAACACCUUUACUUACUUAUUUAUCACCUCACUCAAUGUACUUUUAUGAUUUUGUGCGGAUAAAGAGACUUUCAAAAGUAAUUGGAAAGGUGUUUAAUAAACUGUCCUUGUGAAGGAAGCAGUGAAAAAGCAGAUGUGUUCAUUCCCUGCAGCAGUGAAACAGAAGGAAUGAUGAGAGGAAUGCAGAGUGAAUACAAAGCACAAAACAUUCUUGUAUAGUUUCUUGAAAAUGCAACGUUCAGAUUUGAACUUCGUCGCAGAACAUCCCAAACUGAAAGCCCACGUUGUGGUUUCCUUUUCCGGCUUAAAAGGCCGAGUCAUUGUCCGUUACAGCUGCAGACUGAAACCACCACUUUUCAGGAAGUUGCUCUCGUCAUCAUCCUAUACUGAGUCAUUUCCUCUCGUCUGCUUCAUCUGCACUUACAGAAACUCGAUGGACUCCUUUAUUGUCCGUCUUUUAUGACGAGCUUCUGCUCAGAGGAAGAAUCCAAACCAUUACAGCCCUGACUUUCAGCCUCUUCAAGGUUGAAUCUUGCUUAUCGAUGAAAAGCGAGUGUAUUGUGUUGCUCUUCUGAUUGUAAUAAACAGAAGAAGACAUCAUGCCCCCAGCCUCCUCUUCCCACAAUAUCCCAUUCAUGUGGAGCAAACUGGCUCCAGUCGAUGAGACAUGUGACUUUUAGAGAACGGGCGAGCAUGUGAGUCAGUAAUCUGCCCUCCUGAGCGGCCCGAGGCUCGGAUAUCCCAUGGUGCUUCAGUCAGUGGACGUGGCACAGUGAGUCAUUUUCACGUCGAUUGGGCCUUCACCUAGAGGGACAAUGAAAUGAAUGACCAACUUUUAAAUCACUUCUUUUGUCUGUGAUGUUAUACUUUGAUUUAUUAGUUUUAUUGAAUUCUUUUUUGGUCCAGAAAUAAUGUAUAUGGAUGCUAAAAUUGGGGGAAAUAUGUGUUUUAUUGGCUGCUUAUGUUGCUUCUUUUUUGCAUCUGUGAAACCAAAAUAGAUGCUGUAAAACAUCUGCAGAUUUACCAUCCUUUAGGAAAGAACUUCUGCCUUCAUGUCGCGUUCAUGCAUCCAACUCCUUUAGUGUCGAUAUAUUUCUACAUUUAUCAAAAUAUUACAGAACAAAAUAAUUAACCUGUCUCUUCAUGCAAGUAAAGCUGCUUAGCUGCAUCAUUUCCAUCAGUUCUGGAACUUGUUUUGCAUAGACUCAAUGGUGUUUUCUGUUUGUCUUGGAGCAGCCUCAGCUCUGUUUUCAAAAGGAAAAGUCGGGGAUGUCCAAAGAAAAAAAAAAAAAAUCCCCUGUAACUGUAAUCUCGUGCUUGUCAGAUAUGGAGCUGCAGUAUCUUGUCAGUCAGACACAGCAGGAGUGUGGAUGAAGUUUGCUAUCAGUGGCUUUCUGUGUUGUGUCUCCUCUCAGAUGCUCUCUAUCUCCUCAGUGUCGUGUUCCACCCUCUCACCCUGUCAAAUCGAUGCUUUGUACCUGUUUAUCUUCUCUCCUACCAGCACAUCACAGAAAACACACCACAAACAGAGAUUACAAAGUUUGACUCACUCUUAGCAAACUGUACAAGGCUGUAAAACCUGCAAAAAUGCAAAGAUUCUGAAUGAUUAAGCAGCUUUAUGACAAAAGAUACUGUAGAGCUGCUCCUAACAAUCGAUUUAUCUGUCAGUCUAUCCUUUGUUUAAGAAUAAAUCAAUACAUUUUAAUGUCAGAAAAUGUUGAUUAAUAUUGAUAAGAGUGCAAGGCAUGUCUUUGUUUUGUUACAAACCGCAAAAAUAUUCAGUUUACAAUCAUAGAGGAGUAGAGACAUUUUAUAGGCUAAUUGCAGGAGGGUGAAUUUUCCAGUUUGCAAAUGCCACAAUUUUAUUGUUAUUUGUUAAGCAGUGAU